Spodoptera litura is the source of this 1228-nucleotide messenger RNA. RefSeq names its product glutathione S-transferase delta 1 (gene GSTd1). Gene Ontology annotation, molecular function: glutathione transferase activity. Lineage: Eukaryota; Metazoa; Arthropoda; Insecta; Lepidoptera; Noctuidae. The record is from RefSeq and is a predicted model, not a curated record. Gene Ontology annotation, biological process: glutathione metabolic process.
ACAGAGUUAUAAAUCAGUAUUUCUGUGGACUUCAGUUGAAACAGUGACUUUCGUUCGUCGUCCGUAGAAAGCUUAAUCGGAACUACGCGAGUUGACUUAACUUUGUUCGGUCAUCUGUAGGUUAUUUCUGAAAUAAAAUUUGGUGAUUUAAUUUUGAAUUAAAUUUGGUUUGUGCUAGUUUGAUUUAAAAUUAUUCAAACUGGGCCAAUGCAUGGACAAAACUGUUGUAGAAAAAAUACAAAAGGCAAAGUUUAAUAGCAAUUCGCUAGACGGCAACAACUAAGUUUUUAUAUAAAACUAUUUGUUGAAAUAAUUAAUAAAAUCAUGAAAAGCUUAGCAUGUUUAAUUGCUGUAUGUCUGGUAAUAAACCUUCCUAGCAACGCAGCAGCACGUUCUAAGAGCAAGAUGCCAAACCAGCCAAUCAAGGUGUACUACCUUCCACCUUCUCCACCAUGCCGGUCCAUCAUCAUGGCUGCCAAGGUGAUUGGUGUCGACCUGGAUCUGGUCUUAACUAAUAUCAUGGAAGGACAUCAUAUGACGCCGGAAUAUCUUAAGAUGAAUCCACAACACACGAUUCCGACCAUGGACGACAGUGGAUUCAUUUUGUGGGAGAGCCGCGCAAUACUGGCUUACCUCGCCAAUGCCUAUAGUCGCGACGACACUUUAUACCCGAAGAACCCUCGUCAGCGAGCUAUUGUCGACCAGCGCCUGAACUUCGACCUUGGUACCCUUUACGUACGAUAUUCUGCUCUCUAUUUACCCAUGCUGUUUCGUGGUGAAGAGUAUGAUGAACAGAAGGCUGACCAGUUAGACGAGGCCCUUGGCUGGCUGAACACCUUCCUCGAUGGACGGGCCUUCGUCGCUGGUGACAAUCUUACCAUCGCUGACAUUUCUAUCAUCGUUACCAUCACAAAUCUUGAGGCUUUUGGCUACGACAUGAGCGGCCAUCCAAACCUCAUGAAAUGGUUCGAAAGGACCAAGAAAGCUCUUGAGCCAUAUGGAUACGAAGACGUCGAUGUAGCUGGAGCUAAGAUGCUUGCAAAUUUCUUAAAGAAAGAUUAGGAGAUUCAUUAUUUAUGUAUUUUUUUAUUUGUUUAUCUGUUAUAAAUGUUUAGAUUUCUUUUUUUACGGAUACACAGGUUUUGAAUGUUUAUUAUUUAUUAAUUGAACAUGUUUUAUGUAAUUUGUUUAUUAUGUCCUUGUAACAAAUAGAUCUGUUUCAAUUAUA